Ilyonectria robusta is the source of this 1095-nucleotide messenger RNA. RefSeq names its product chaperonin 10-like protein. Gene Ontology annotation, molecular function: oxidoreductase activity. The transcript has a single exon. Lineage: Eukaryota; Fungi; Ascomycota; Sordariomycetes; Hypocreales; Nectriaceae. The coding region runs from base 1 to 1095 and encodes 364 amino acids. The record is from RefSeq and is a predicted model, not a curated record.
AUGCUAGCUGCUGUGGUGGAACGAUUUGGCGAGCCGUACGCGAUGAAGCAGGUCCCACGCCCAUCGCCACCCGAGGGCCACGACAUCCUCAUCAGAGUCCUUGCGGCAUCAUACUGCCAUACUGACUCCGUCUUUGCAGCUGGCGGCUUGUCACAGGAGUUACCACGCGUCGGAUGCCACGAGUUUGCCGGCGAAGUGAUUGCAGUCGGCCCCAAUGUGGCAACCCAUGGAGGCAUCGCGCUUGGAGUUCGAGUCGGCGUUCCAGGACGUGCCUACCAUCCCUGCGGUACCUGCUACGAGUGCACUCAUCCCGGUCAAGACGAUAUGGGUUAUUCUCCAUAUUGCCCCGAAGCUGGCAACUUGGGCUUGACGCGAGACGGCGGCUUCCAGGAGUACUGCCUCGUCGACAGCCGUCAGGUCGCUCCCCUCCCAGAAGGCCUACCCGCCACACAGGCUGCGCCGUUGAUGUGCGCGGGACUGACAAUAUGGGCGGCUUUACAACAUGAAAAGGUCCGAAAUGCACGACGAGUGGGCAUUAUAGGAGCUGGAGGAGGGCUAGGGCAUCUGGGAGUGCAGUUCGCCGCACACCUGGGCAAAGAAGUGGUCGCCAUCGAUGCAAAUGACCAGUCGCUGGAGCUUUUAAACCGCAUCAAGCACAACCUAGACUCCUCGGCGUCUCGCGUGCACAUUGCAGACGCCCGUAGCAUGGACAUCGACGCCAUGCGAGUCAUGGGCCAAGACUCUACUGGAGCACCAUCAACCGAGGUCGGGCUCGACGCCGUCAUUCUGCUCCCCGAAUCUCAAAGAGCGUUCGACAUGGGCAUGAAGCUACUGAGAAACCACGGGGUCAUGGUAGUGGUGAGCUUUCCCAAGGAUAAACUGGCCGUCAGCGCCCACGACCUCGUGUUUCGCGACAUCAGCUUGGUUGGUAGCUUGGUGGGUAGGAAUCACCAGCUCAGGGAAAUGCUCGACUUUGUCAUGCAGCACAAGGUCUCGGCCGAGGUCAAAACGUUUCCAUUUGAUCAGCUCAACCAGUUGGUCGUACAGAGUCACCAAGGGUUAGGAGGAAAACUUGUAAUUGAUAUGAUGCAAUAG